This is a messenger RNA of Benincasa hispida (wax gourd), 3452 nucleotides long. NCBI's taxonomy places the organism in Eukaryota, Viridiplantae, Streptophyta, Magnoliopsida, Cucurbitales, Cucurbitaceae. The record is from RefSeq and is a predicted model, not a curated record.
CUUAAGGUUUAUACAGGAUGAAGGAGGAUAACCCAUCAGAAAACAGAGGGAAACCAUCUAGGUUUGCUGAUCAAAAUCAGAAUCCCAAGUGUCUAAAUCAGAAUAAUGCCAAAGGAAAUAGUGGGAAUGGUUCGAAAUUGAGGGCUGCUUCUUCCUGGGGUUCUCACAUUGUCAAAGGUUUCUCCACAGACAAGAGAACUAAAGCUCAGAGCAAUCUUCAACCCAAGAAAGUACCACCACUUGGGAAUUCGGAUUUAGCUAAUCAGAAGGAGAAGUUUGUUCCUUCCCAUUCUCGCAUCAAGCGUUCCAUCAUUGGGGAUUUAGCUUGUUCGGCAAAUCCUGCUCAAGUUCAUCCACAGUCUUAUCAGACCCACCGCAGACAAUCGUCUCGGGAUUUGUUCAUUGAGCUCGAUCAACUCAGAAGUUUGCUUAACGAAUCUAAGCAGAGGGAAUUCGAACUUCAGAACGAACUUGCAGAACUUAAGCGGAAUACUAGAAAUUAUGAACUCGAAAGGGAACUUGAGGAAAAGAAAGCUGAAUUAGACGGCCUUACUCAGAAAGUUAGUGUAUUGGAAGAAGAGAGAAGAGCCCUCUCUGAGCAAUUAGUAACUCUAUCAUCGAUUUCUGAGAAGCAAGAAGAGCCACAGACUGCGCCUGUAAACGUAGAGGUGGAAGUUGUUGAGUUGAGACGCUUGAAUAAGGAACUUCAGCUUCAGAAGAGGAACCUCGCUUGCAGGCUUUCUUCGGUGGAGUCUGAACUGGCUUGUCUAGCAAAGAAUUCUGAGAGUGAAGCUGUAGCAAAGAUCAAAGCAGAGGCAUCUUUGCUGAGACACAGAAAUGAAGAUUUGUGCAAGCAAGUGGAAGGUCUGCAGAUGAGCAGAUUGAAUGAGGUUGAGGAACUUGCAUACCUUAGGUGGGUUAAUUCCUGUUUAAGAAGCGAGCUUCGUAAUUCUUGUUCCUCGGCCAAUUCUGGUAGCCCAUCCAGCCCUCAGCCAAUUGAGAGGAGUGGUGAAUCGCUUGGUUCAUUAUCCAGCCAAAAGGAAUACAUGGAGUACAAUAGUGCAAAGAGAAUAAAUCUAGUUAAGAAGUUGAAGAAAUGGCCUAUUACUGAUGAGGAUUUGUCUAAUUUAGAUUGUUCUGAUAAUAGUCUUUUAGACAAAAAUUGGGUUGACACAGAGGAAGGAAGAAGCCCCAGAAGAAGACACUCCAUUAGUGGAGCCAAAUGCUGGCCUGAAGAAUUGGAGCCAAACAAGAGGAGGCAAUCUGAUGGCUUUAUAUGUGCAAAAGAGAUGGAAAAAGAAGCAGAUCCUCUUUCCUCUCAGAAAUAUGAUUUGGGUGUGAUUCAAAGGCCUCAUGUUUUUGGAAAUUGCCAUGAAACUAACAGGAGUUUUACUUCUUUGGAAGUGGAGAAACGAGCAUUGCGUAUACCAAAUCCCCCUCCAAGGCCUUCUUGCUCAAUUUCUAGUGAACCUAAAGAAGAAAACACAGCUCAAGUCCCGCCACCUCUACCACCGCCUCCUCCACCCCCUCCUCUUCCAAAGUUUGCUGUGAGGAGUGCCACGGGAAUGGUACAGAGAGCUCCACAAGUUGUUGAAUUCUACCAUUCACUAAUGAAGAGAGAUUCUAGAAAAGAUUCUUCUAAUGGAGCCAUAUGUAAUGUUCCAGAUGUUUCAAAUGUUAGGAGCAGCAUGAUUGGAGAAAUUGAGAAUCGAUCAUCUCAUUUGCUUGCUAUAAAGGCAGAUAUUGAGACCCAGGGAGAGUUUGUAAAUUCACUAAUACGAGAGGUCAACAAUGCAGUUUAUCUAAAGAUCGAAGAUAUUGUGGAAUUUGUGAAGUGGCUUGACGAUGAACUUUGUUUUCUGGUGGAUGAAAGGGCAGUUCUGAAGCACUUUGAUUGGCCAGAGAGAAAGGCUGACACCUUGCGAGAAGCAGCCUUCGGGUAUAGAGAUCUAAAGAAGUUGGAGUGUGAAAUUUCAGCCUACAAAGAUGAUCCCAGAUUGCCUUGUGACAUUGCUCUCAAAAAAAUGGUUGCUUUAUCAGAGAAGAUGGAGCGUAGUAGUUAUAACCUUCUCCGGAUGAGAGAAUCAUUGAUGCGAAAUUGCAAAGAGUUCCAAAUUCCCACAGAUUGGAUGCUUGACAAUGGAAUCAUAAGCAAGAUAAAGUUGGGUUCGGUGAAGUUGGCAAAAAUGUACAUGAAGAGAGUAGCAAUGGAACUUCAAUCAAAGGCUUUAUCAGAGAAAGAUCCCGCAAUGGACUACAUGCUUCUUCAAGGAGUGAGAUUUGCCUUUAGAAUUCAUCAGGUAGCAAUUAAUCAAGCCUGCCUUCGUUCACUGCAUUUUUCUUCAGGAAAACACAAAGAUUGUUUGCUGAUUGUGUUUUGCCUUUCACGGCUACAGUUUGCAGGAGGGUUCGAUGCCGAAACAAUGCAUGCAUUUGAGGAUUUGCGAAACUUGGCCAACCUUCUGAACAAAAAGUGAAAGUUACAUUACAGGACAAAGCAAAUGGAAAUCAGUUGGUUUAGGUUUACUAACUCGGUAAGCAGCUAGAUACCAUGCUAGCAAUACAUAUAGUUUUCCCUUCAAGGGAAGUUUUUGAAUUUGGAACUUAGAACUGAGCUGCUGGGGAAGCCAGAUCUUAAGUUAAGUAUAUUUUUGGCCUCUGCCAUCCUUCCUCCUCUCUUCAUGAAGCAAGCUCCUCCAAAGCACAGGCAGAUCCUACGGAAAGAGAGGUGGCAAACAGCCAGAGGGAGGAGGAUCGUUUUAAUAUAUAUUAAUGUAAAUUGUGUGUUAACUGAAAAAUCAAACGUUUUGUGGAAAGAGAGUCCAAACUUAAUGGAACUUUUUCUCUGGUUGGCCUUGAUUUCUGAGUAUCUAAAGUAAGAUUGCUGAGAGGAGGGCAUGUUUCGAAAUGUGUUUUGUGUUCAAUAAGAAAAAACAACAGGUUUCUAUUUUCUAUUUAAGAUAUUUUCCACAGAAUCACAGGUUGUGUAUAACUUGUAAAAAUUCAAAUAAUUUGAAAUCACAAACCCCAGAUAAAAUGAUUUUUCAAAUUACAUCACCCUCAAUUAUUCUAAAAUAUUUUCCCUUUUUUUGUCAUACAAAAAGCAAAAAACAAUUUCAGAAGCCAAGUUUAUAUUUCUGUUUAAUGUAAAUGGUUGUGUAUAGGACAAUCUAUCCGAUCUUAUAAUAUUUAGGUGUAAAAAAAUCUUGUAGAAUGUUAAAUUCUAAAUAGAUGGCCACCAUAAAGUUAAGAUUAUAUUAUGUCAUUGCAAUUACUUGAAAUCACAAAUCACAUAUAAUUUCAUAUGGUUUAAUUUUCAAAUCACAUCACCUUCAAUAAUUCUAAAAACAAAGGCACUCCUUCAGAAAACAAAACAAAACAAGCUCUAAAAUAUCUACCUGCACAUACUUCUCCUGAUAUUUUCUUCACUAAAUCCAAAAAAAAAAAAAAAA